Trichoplusia ni (cabbage looper) is the source of this 1330-nucleotide messenger RNA. RefSeq lists its product as uncharacterized. The transcript has 3 exons. Lineage: Eukaryota; Metazoa; Arthropoda; Insecta; Lepidoptera; Noctuidae. Bases 747 to 1229 code for a protein of 160 amino acids. The record is from RefSeq and is a predicted model, not a curated record.
UCGCAUUUUGUUACAAAUAAAAAGGGGUUUUCCAGUUAACAGAUGUGUUUCUGACCAGAACUGCACUAUAUGACUAUCACUGUAUAUACAUAUUAAUGAUAGCAAGAAAAUUAGGACAAAAGUUUUCAUGGCAAUGUGGAAAAAAACCUAAUUUCCGCUUCAGCAAUUGUUAUAACACCACAGGCAGGAUGUUUGCUAUCCAACCUUGUACAACACUAUAAUAGAUAGAUAAGGAUAAAUACCGCAUUUAAGUUAAUAGGUAAUGUAAACUUUAAAGCACGAAACGAGACGACACACCAACACAUGUAGGCGUACGCAUAAACAUUGAGAUCUCUUCUACGAAUGCCUUUUGCAGAUUAUUUCGACACGAUUUACAUAUCUUCUGGGGCUUAACAUGACUCAUAAUCCUUAUAUUAGCAUUUCUUAAUUAAAUUAACACGAGAAUAGGCUUUGUCGGUAUCCCAGCUACUUAUAAACAAGACUAUUACUGACAUAUAAAUUCAAGUCAACGUUCCGCAUUUUGCUUUUGAAAACUGGAUGCUACGAGUGCUUAUGAAUGCAUCUUCCUACAUAUAUCUGUGCGCCUAUUCUGUAUAGUUUAGGUCUAGAAUUAUCUUCUAUGAACACAACAAUAGAUUCCUACGGUCAGUUUACAUAACAAACUUAACACCUCAGGUGUCACUCCAUGGAAACUUUGGUCAUAGUUCGGACAGCUUUGAAGUAAAUGCUGUUCUUAGGCCUAAAGUAUGGGUUUCAAAGAAAAUUUAGCAGUCAUUCUUGUUCUUAUUAUAGUCCAAAAUUCAAACGAAUUUAGAUUUAUGAGAAGAAUUCAGGCGAUUGGGAGUCCUUACUACAUGAUUUUGAUGUCCCUGGGGGCAUGUAAAGAAAAGAUCUUAUAUUUAGAUCAGAAAAUUUGGGCCAAACUUCCUCUGAACAGAGUUUUAGAUAUUUACUACAAAAAUGAAAAUGACUAUUACAAGGUAUCCAGAGUUGAAAUCAAGCUGGUGAUCAACAACACCAGUAGCUUCGCGAUUUCCGAGGACGGUGUCGGAUUUUCUGAGUUUAGAGCUACGUUAUUUUUACCAACGCAUCUCAACUUUGUAAUUUACUCGCUCACUAUUUAUACUUGUAAUACUAAGAAGGCUACAGCUGAUAUACAACAAGACACUACUGAAAUGAAUCCGGUGCAUUUGUUCAUGCCUUUUAUAUUAAGUGAUAAUAAGAAUUAGUUUGUUUCAUAACAUAGCCAGACAUGUCACCUACCAUUUUUUUUUCAAUUAAUUAGUUAUUUAAGUAUCAUAGUUCAAUCAUUGUACUACAGAUACUUAAU